Messenger RNA from Aethalodelphis obliquidens (Pacific white-sided dolphin), 267 nucleotides. It is a transcript of the gene CT83, whose product is annotated as cancer/testis antigen 83. The record is from RefSeq and is a predicted model, not a curated record. NCBI's taxonomy places the organism in Eukaryota, Metazoa, Chordata, Mammalia, Artiodactyla, Delphinidae.
AUGCCCAAGAAAUGUAAGCCAAGGAGAAACACUGGUGAAAUGUCAUCAACGACUUCUCUUGCACUGGUGAGAUCAUCCUCUUCUACUCAGUCAGCUAAGAGCAAUACUGAUAAGUGUCUUUCAGUCAACAGUCAAUGGGAUAUUAAUCUCCAAGACUCGAUAGCCAUGCAGAGGAAAAUAUUUGUAAACCUCAGCAUCAUGGAAUACAAUCUGGCUGAAUUGGAACGAUUCCUAGUUACUAAGGGUUUAAAUCGUGCAGUAAGUUAA